Messenger RNA from Pantherophis guttatus, 4618 nucleotides. RefSeq names its product phosphatidylserine synthase 1 (gene PTDSS1). The record is from RefSeq and is a predicted model, not a curated record. NCBI's taxonomy places the organism in Eukaryota, Metazoa, Chordata, Lepidosauria, Squamata, Colubridae. Gene Ontology annotation, biological process: phosphatidylserine biosynthetic process. Gene Ontology annotation, molecular function: L-serine-phosphatidylethanolamine phosphatidyltransferase activity.
GGCAGCUGCCGGCUACGUCUAAAGCGACGCGCCGCCCCUUCUCCCAUCCCGGCUACGUCCUCCUCGCUGCCCGCUGGCGCGCCUCCUUCUGCUUCUGAGCCGCGAGGGUUGGGAGAGGCCCGGGAGCGGCCCUGCUAUCGCCCGCCGAGGAGGAAGGAAGGAGGGAGGGAGGGAGGGAAGACGCUGCUACCAUGGCGUCGUAUGUGGGGAGUCGCACUUUGAGCAAGGACGAUGUGAACUACCGGCUGCACUUCCGCAUGAUCAACGAGCAGCAAGUGGAGGACAUCACCCUGGAGUUCUUCUACCGGCCCCACACCAUCACCCUGCUCAGCUUCACCAUCCUCAGCCUCAUGGCCUUCGCCUUCACCAGAGAUGAUUCAACCCCUGAAGAUAACAUUUGGAAAGGCAUCCUCUGUGUGAUAUUUUUCUUUCUAAUCAUCAGUGUUCUAGCUUUUCCCAAUGGCCCUUUCACCCGUCCACACCCUGCAUUAUGGCGCAUGGUAUUUGGUUUGAGUGUACUUUAUUUUCUGUUUCUGGUAUUCCUGCUCUUCCUUAACUUUGAACAAGUGAAAUCGGUGAUGUAUUGGUUGGAUCCCAACCUACGAUAUGCAACAAGAGAAGCAGACAUUAUGGAAUAUGCUGUGAAUUGCCAUGUUAUUACCUGGGAACGAAUCCUAAGUCAUUUUGACAUAUUUGCUUUUGGACAUUUCUGGGGCUGGGCAAUGAAGGCUUUGUUGAUUCGCAGCUAUGGACUGUGUUGGACUAUUAGCAUCACCUGGGAGCUGACAGAGCUGUUCUUCAUGCAUCUGCUGCCGAAUUUUGCUGAAUGCUGGUGGGAUCAAGUUAUUUUGGACAUCCUAUUAUGUAAUGGAGGUGGCAUCUGGUUGGGCAUGGUGGUUUGCCGUUGGUUGGAGAUGAGGACUUAUCACUGGGCAAGCUUCAAGGACAUUCACACCACCACAGGUAAAAUCAAGAGAGCUGUUUUACAGUUCACUCCAGCAAGCUGGACCUACGUUCGCUGGUUUGAUCCCAAGUCCUCCUUUCAACGUGUAGCUGGGAUAUACCUUUUCAUGAUCAUAUGGCAGUUGACUGAGUUGAACACCUUUUUCUUGAAACAUAUAUUUGUUUUUCAAGCAAGUCACCCUUUAAGCUGGUGUAGAAUUCUCUUCAUUGGAAUUAUUACAGCGCCAACUGUGAGGCAGUACUAUGCUUAUCUCACAGACACACAGUGCAAAAGAGUAGGAACUCAGUGCUGGGUAUUUGGAGUUAUUGGUUUCCUUGAAGCUAUUGUGUGCAUCAAAUUUGGUCAAGAUCUCUUCUCCAAAACACAAAUAUUGUAUGUUGUAUUUUGGUUUCUUUGUGUGGCGGUUACUACUUUUCUGUGUUUGUAUGGGAUGGUGUGGUAUGGAGACCAUUACGGACGAGAAAAGACAUUGUCAGAAAGUGAAGAUAGUUUGUACAUCCCGGAUAUUUCCUGGCAUAACCCUAAAAUCACUAGAGGAAUGGAAGACAGUCCACCCAAACACACAAGCAACAGUGACAGCCAUUCAUCCAGGAGGAGAAAUCGUCAUUCAAAAACAAAAGUAACGAAUGGGGUUGGCAAGAGAUAAAGAAAGAGACAGAGAAAGAAAGAAAGAGAGCAAGAGAGACUGUCAGUUUCUAGAUUUCUCCCAGAAUUGUGCCUGAGAGCAAAGAAGAAAGUCUGGGUCUGGAUCUGAAUUCCCUACUUGAAGGUCAACAAGAUACGAGGAGGAGAUUGAAGGGAACAAACUCUUCAGUCAUCGGAGGCCUUGGACUUUGUUAAGAGGGAAUUCAUCUGUGUAUUGCAAAUCAUUAGCUGCCUGUCCCUUGCCAUUAAUUGGCUUGACUCUCUGCAUUCGACACUCAAGACAGUUGAAAAGGUUUAAAGGCAAAGCAGUUGCUUGCUCUGGAGGGGCCCCGUGGUAGGGUGAGAAGGCCUUAUGAAGAUUUUGGUUUAGUUGAGAAAUAUGAUCCAAAGUUAACUGUCAGCCAGUUGGUUUAUAUGCCCAUGGCUGUGUGUUUUUACCUUUGUUUUGCAUUUUUGCGUUCUUCAGCAUAACUUUUUGAUUGCUAUACUGCCUUUGCUUUUUUGGUAACUAAGCCCUUCUGUGCUAUAUUCAGUUUUAAGCAAGUAGCACUUCCAUUUUUGAGUCUGAGACUGCUGAGUAUUAUAAAGCGUAUUCCAAAUUUUUGUAGUGUUUUUAAAAUAAUAUUUAAUUCUGUUGAAUGCCUUGAAUUCACAAUCUUAUUAUGUAUGGAUUGUGUCCAUACAGUACUUAUUAACAUAGGAACAGGUAUUUAUGUAAGCAUAUAGCCCUUUGUUUUCUGGCGGCUACAGUAUUUUACAUAAGACUGUUCCUUCUUUGAAGUAUAUCAUGUUGGCCUCCUGACCAAUAAUAGUAAAACUUGACCAUAGAUUUAAAGCCAAAUACAUGCUGAUGCUUUUACAACAAUCUCCUUGGCCUGAUAAAGUGCUUGUUCCAGGAAAGCACCAUUCAGCAUUGCUAUUUAAAAAAAAAGAAAGAAGAAAACAAGGAACACUAUAUACAAACUCACACAGAGUCUUCCUGGAUUCCCCCCCCCGCCCCCCUUUUUGUUUCUUAGGAAAUAAUAAUAGAAUAAACUUUUAAUGUCAAUUCUUAGACAUUCCCUGAAAAAGAAAUGAAGCAUUAAAUGUUAAGAUGUCAGAAGUGAAAUAAUUCUGUAUUUUCUUUGCCUUGGCUUCCUUUGUGUGUCCCAUGUGGGCUGUGGGGCAGAUUAUGGCAAGAGUCUUGUCCAAGGUGAUCAGUUAAACAAGAACCCAUACCUUUGCCAUUGUCUGGGAGGUAUUGCUAGCUUUGAGAGUGCCACAGGCUAUGCACCCAAGGUCUGAUCUGUUGUAAAGGCUUCAGCAUGCAAAUCAAAGGACUGUACAUAGAAAAAGGCCACCACAAUCCGUACCACCUUACGUGCUACAGAAGAUCUGCUUUUUUGAAUAAGUCACACUGCAGCUGCUAAGCUAUGGAAAGCUGCCUUCCCCCCCCCCCCCAUAAAUGUGUGACCCUUGCAUUAAAAACUGCUUUAACCUAUUUACUGCAACUCUGCUAAAUUUUUGCAUGUUGGGGCGGGGCAGGGGGAUCCAACUGAAGCUGGUUUCUCAUUCAUAUUUUGCAAAUUGUGAACUGAUCAUUCCAUACACAUAUUUACAUAAUUCUCAAACAUCGGUUCCCUCACAAUUUCUUUAUUGUUUGUCAGUUGCAGAAAGACAGACCAGUUGGUUUCCUCCCUUUAUAUUCAAGACCCAAAGCUGGUCAAUUUUACUGUCCUUAGAAACUUUUUCAAAAAAAUAUUUUGAGGUUAAUAAUUUUCACUUUUUCAAAGAGCCUUUCUUGUUUUACAGGUACUGGAACAUGCAGGAUUAUGGCUCUGCUAAACUCAAUAACACGAUUCCUAUUCACCUUGCUAGAGUUAGGCAUUAGGUUUACAAUAGAGUUUAAUAUACAGACACACCUCUGAUAGAUGACAUAUGUGGGUAUCUUUAUUGUACACCGGAUGGGCAUCCAUAUCUACCUUACAAAACUAGAGUUUGUGUUAAUAUUCUCCAACACUGAGAUGGAGUGGUCCAUGUAUGGGGAUAUGUUUUUCAAUCUCUUGGUAAUUCCUGCAAUGUUGGAUCUGGGGAUAUGCUUUUGGAAGACCACUAGCAGUGAUUGCAUCUCCACAUUCUUGUUAUGCUUCAGCGUGCGGCUUGGAUUCUGGCCUAAAUAUUUUUAAAAUAUAUAAAUAUGGUAUGUUAAAAGAUGCAUGACUAAGCUGACUAGAUAAACACUCCUUAAUUAACUCUUUUUCAGGGACAGGAAAGACAUCUGUGAUCUGACACUUUCAUGUUAGUUUUGUUCCACUUUUCAGAAAUCCAGAAAAAGUCUUCGUUCAUGGCCUUUUCUGUAUUGGUUAGCUUUAAUGAAAUAUGUUGCCUCAAAGCAUCAUUUGUCUGCAAGGAUGAUGUACUUGUGCUUUACUUUCCAUGGCAAUUAGACUUAGGCUGCUAGAAAUAAAGGAAGCUGUGUAUUCUGAAUCAGAUCUGUCAGAUCCAAGUGUUUUCUUCACUGCUGCUGAAUUGAAGAGAUGCACUGCUAUUAUGUUUAUACUGAGAAUUCUGGAAGACACAGAAUUGCUCCCAUUUGUAGAUUUCUAGACUUGCCUUCUGACUUCCUUGUUGCCUCAUUCCAUUUUAAAAGAUUUUAAAUUAGUAUAUGAUCCAGUUCGUUGUGAUUGUUUUUGAAUGACUUUUUAAAUGUGGAAUUAUUUGUUUUUAAAAAGUGUUAUUCCUGUGGACAUUGCUAUACUGCUCUACCUGUCAUUUUGAAGGGGGAACAUUGGAUUGCUAUUUGGGGAGGGGGGGAGAAAGGUCUGGUGCAAAGAGAUUUCUACAAAGAGAAUGAAGGCUAAGAAGGACAUAGACUAGGAAUGAGCAAACCUUGCUGCUGCCAACAUUCAUCCCAAGUUGAAGGCAAUACCACAUACAAAGAUAAUAUACAAUCAAUACCAUACAUGCAGUUUGGUUUCCAUUAUACUUUUGUUUCUUACCUAUGAGAAAUAAACUUUGGACUGCCUGGGA